Molecule: messenger RNA, 869 nt
Organism: Arachis duranensis
Lineage: Eukaryota; Viridiplantae; Streptophyta; Magnoliopsida; Fabales; Fabaceae
Product: 30S ribosomal protein S21, chloroplastic
Biological process (GO): translation
Cellular component (GO): ribosome
Molecular function (GO): structural constituent of ribosome
Source: RefSeq, a predicted model, not a curated record
GUUUGGGCACAUAGGAAUACAAAAUAGUGAGAAUACUCGCUUCUACCAACUUCCAUCGUUCCUAGUUCCGACUCAUCAAUCAUGGCUUCCCUAUCCACCUUCUCCAACUUCCUCACUUUUUUAUUCCCGCCAAAAUCACAACCACCACCACCACCACCACCAUUACCACCACUACCACCACCGCCAAACCUCACCAUCCGCAAACCCUUACACCACGUGACGCCACUGGAUCACUUCGAUCAAGAUCCACCUUAUUCUUGCUCAUCGUCUCCGUCGUCGCUGUCGUCGGUGGUGUGCCCGUCGCUGGCGCAGACGAACACGAUGUGGGCUGGCGUCAUCCAAGAGUGCAGAAGGAGGAGGUACCACGAAGACACACAGGAGAAGCGGAAGCGCAAGUCACGUGAGGCUGCUAAGCGUAACCGCAGAAGGCGUCCACAGUCAAAAUCAUUAGCAGAAAACAAGCAGGCUAUCAAAGAAACCAAAAAGAAAGACGAUGAUGACGAUGAUAACUGGGAUCUACCUGAAGAUAAUGCAUAUAUUGACCACUUCUAAAUAGGACUCUACACUUUUUUGUAAAUUCUACUAAUCUUUGUGAAAAAUCGCAAUUAUGUAUACGUGUAUAUAUACUUGUAGGAAUGUAUAGUCUUAAGUCUUGAAUAGAGGUACAUGCUAUAAGAAAUAGUUGUAUUAAUAUGAAUAGAAAUUAUUAUGGAAAAAAUUAGAAAAAAUAAUCACCAAUAUCAUAUAGUAACAAAAAAAAAGCACAAAUAUCAUAGUUAUAUCAGAUUGUAAUAACUCAAAAUGGGCAUUGAGUUGGAAGCGUGCCAUUUACCAGCAACAUCUCCUUCAAUUGAAGACGUACUUUCCAU